Peromyscus californicus insignis is the source of this 5952-nucleotide messenger RNA. It is a transcript of the gene Kpna6, whose product is annotated as karyopherin subunit alpha 6. Gene Ontology annotation, molecular function: protein binding; nuclear import signal receptor activity. Gene Ontology annotation, biological process: NLS-bearing protein import into nucleus. The record is from RefSeq and is a predicted model, not a curated record. Bases 16 to 1815 code for a protein of 599 amino acids. The transcript has 14 exons. Lineage: Eukaryota; Metazoa; Chordata; Mammalia; Rodentia; Cricetidae. Gene Ontology annotation, cellular component: nucleus; cytoplasm; nucleoplasm.
CGGGGCUGGUUCCGGAUGCCCGGCGCCCCCGGUGCCCCCACGUGGUGGCCUCGGGCCGGAGCUCUUGCGUUCCCGGGGGUAGGCAGGGCCCUGUCCUCUCGCCGUGCUCCUGCUGUGGAGCUGGGGACCGGGCUCCGGGCGGCAGGCCUGGACGCCGCCACGGGGAGCCUGCUCCCGUGGGCAUUUGGCCGACGCGCUUCGGAGCGAGAGACCAUGGCAAGCCCAGGGAAGGACAAUUACCGAAUGAAGAGCUAUAAGAACAAUGCCUUAAACCCUGAGGAAAUGAGACGAAGGAGGGAGGAAGAGGGCAUUCAGCUUCGGAAACAGAAGCGAGAACAACAACUUUUUAAGCGGAGAAAUGUGGAGCUGAUUAAUGAAGAGGCUGCCAUGUUCGACAGUCUGCUGAUGGACUCCUACGUGAGCUCUACUACUGGGGAAAGUGUGAUCACAAGAGAGAUGGUGGAGAUGCUCUUUUCUGAUGAUUCUGACUUGCAGUUAGCAACCACACAGAAAUUCCGGAAGCUCCUCUCCAAAGAGCCGAGUCCUCCGAUAGAUGAAGUUAUUAACACUCCAGGAGUAGUUGACCGGUUUGUGGAGUUUCUGAAGAGGAGUGAGAAUUGUACAUUACAGUUUGAAGCUGCCUGGGCUCUAACAAACAUUGCCUCUGGAACCUCUCAGCAGACCAAAAUUGUCAUUGAAGCAGGAGCUGUCCCCAUUUUUAUUGAGCUGCUUAACUCAGACUUUGAAGAUGUACAAGAACAGGCAGUCUGGGCUCUGGGAAACAUAGCUGGAGACAGUUCCGUUUGCAGAGAUUACGUCUUGAAUUGUUCCAUCCUUAAUCCUUUGUUAACACUCCUUACUAAGUCCACACGACUGACAAUGACUCGGAAUGCCGUCUGGGCCCUGUCAAACCUCUGCCGAGGGAAGAACCCGCCUCCAGAAUUUGCAAAGGUCUCUCCUUGUUUGCCUGUAUUGUCUCGGCUACUCUUCAGCAGCGACUCAGACUUACUGGCCGAUGCUUGCUGGGCCCUCUCUUACCUGUCUGAUGGGCCCAAUGAGAAGAUCCAGGCAGUCAUAGACUCUGGAGUCUGUCGGAGAUUGGUAGAACUUCUGAUGCACAACGAUUACAAAGUGGCAUCUCCUGCCUUGAGAGCUGUGGGUAAUAUAGUCACUGGGGAUGACAUCCAAACCCAGGUCAUUCUUAACUGUUCAGCCCUCCCUUGCCUCCUCCACCUGCUGAGCAGCUCUAAGGAGUCAAUCCGGAAGGAAGCUUGCUGGACCAUUUCAAACAUCACUGCUGGUAACAGGGCUCAAAUACAGGCUGUCAUCGAUGCAAACAUCUUCCCUGUGUUGAUCGAAAUCCUUCAGAAAGCAGAGUUCCGUACAAGGAAGGAAGCAGCCUGGGCCAUCACCAAUGCCACAUCAGGAGGAACCCCUGAGCAAAUCCGGUACCUGGUGUCACUGGGCUGCAUCAAACCCCUGUGUGACUUGCUAACUGUAAUGGAUUCAAAGAUUGUGCAAGUAGCCCUCAAUGGACUAGAGAACAUCCUGCGGCUUGGAGAGCAAGAGGGCAAGCGUAGUGGCUCAGGGGUCAAUCCCUACUGUGGCCUCAUUGAGGAAGCCUAUGGCUUGGAUAAAAUUGAGUUUCUCCAAAGCCAUGAGAACCAGGAAAUCUACCAGAAGGCCUUUGACCUCAUCGAGCACUACUUUGGUGUGGAAGAUGACGACAGCAGCCUGGCUCCUCAGGUGGAUGAAACGCAACAGCAGUUCAUCUUCCAACAGCCUGAGGCCCCCAUGGAGGGCUUCCAGCUAUAAUGUCUGCCUCCAGGGAGGGGAGGGCAUGGGAAGCACCACCAGCCAGCAGAAGAGCAGCCCUCUGGUGGGCAGGAAAAGAGCCACCCCACCAGCAACCACCAUCCACCUGCUGCCCUGGAGACUGUGCUCUUGACCUGCUCAUCCCCUUCCCUGGAGGGAGCACCCUCUGGACAGACAGAACCGUCUGAGGCUCACACUGGGUUUUGUGACAAGAAGGGGCGUGUGGGUCUUUCUUCCUUACACUUUAUUUUGGCUGCACACAUGUCUUUAACCCAGGAGCCCAGGGGUAGACAAAGGAGGACUGAGGUAAUCAAUUUGCACCUUUAAAAUUUUUUUCUUUUAUUUUCUUUAGUGGUGACUUCCUUCCCAUUUAUCUUGCUUCAUCCAUCCCAGUCCUCUGCCCUGAUGUGUGUAACUCUUAUCUUGGGUACUUGAGCAGAUGGAAUAUUCCCAGAGGUGGGAGGUGGGAGGGGAGGGGAGAAGUCCAAAACAAAGUGUUCUUGCUCUGACCGAAUAUUAAUCUUGUAUGCUUGGAUUGGUUAUUUAAGUUUUUCUUUUGCACAUUUUUCUUGUAUUAAGGUUGUUCUUCCCAAAAAGCUGGUUUUUAGAAACCCAGCUGCCAGCACUGUCUGGAAAUAGAGGCUAAUGUGGAGGCCCCACACACACAAAGGUCCCUCCCUCCCCUGUGCCUAAAACCUCCCCCUUACUCUCCUGGAACCAAUACACCAGUGUGAGUGGGAGGGAGGAGCACAGGCCUGCAGACAGGGCUUCCCUUGUGUAGCUACUGACCCUGUAUCCUGCCCACCUCCUAAAUGGUGCGACCCAACUUCAUUUGUUUACUUGAAAAUUCACCUCAGAGUUGAAUGAACCUCUGAGGUGGCUGUGUUUUCUCCUGAGCUUGAGAUGGGGGGCUGUGGUCCUUCCUUCUCCUGAGGAGAAAGUCCUUGCUCUGAUGACCCAUAAGUUGCAGAGGAGGUUGGAGUCAGUGUCGUGUAUUGGGAUAGUCAGAAAUCCCUGCCUUUGGCCUUUCUUCUUCCUUCUGCCAUAGUUGGAUCAUGUAUAUUUUACUUCCAAAGGAGAGAAUGUCAAAAAGUUCCAUAUUUUUUUUUAUAUUCUGUAUUUUAAGUAGGUCAGUCUUCAUUGGUCUUAGGAGGACAAAGCGUCUGUGAGUGCGAUACUGUAAGGAAGACCAGAAAGAGGUGUAGAAGCUUCAGGCUCAAAGGACUAACUUGGUCCUUUUCUUCUCUGCUUGGAUUCUGGGCUACCACUUGGGACCAACUCUUACCUCCGGAGCCUUUAUGAAGUAAAUCAUCCUGGGCUGAUUGUCCCAGUACCUGAAGGGAGCAAAGAGGGCCUCAGGGCCUGGUGAAGUCUGCUGCUCUGGCCCUUGCUUCUGAGCAGAAAGCAGCCUGCCUUCUUCUCUAACUCAGUGUCAGGCCCUGCUACCCAGCUAAGUCACGACACAGCUGCCUCACCUAUUACCAGAGAACCUUGUUGACCUGGACACUUUGAGAGCUGUUGGCAUCUCCCUUCUGCAGGUCCUUGUACCUAGCUUGAAUUUCGCCUUUCUUGUGACAGUUACAGACACCUUUUUUUCUUUCUUUAAGUAAAGCUAGUUCAGUGCCUCAGAAGGUGGCCUGUGUUUUAGUAGGUUACACGUUACACUAAAACUGAGCUCUGGAGGCAGGGAAUACGGUACACUGUCAGCUAGUAUAGACCAACUGUGGAACUGGCAGCAUAGUACCCCACUGUGGUGAAGCCGAGGUAUCCCGGCCUCAUCUACGCUUCUCUUUCUCCAGGAACGGUGGUCUUCUUACUCCUGUUCCCACAGGUCUCCCUUGGGCUCCCACACUUGGCAGAUCUGAAGUUCAGGCUCUUGUUAUUGGUCAUUGGCUUUCAGUUAGCUGUGUCCUUUAGUUUUCAGGCCUUGCUCCUAAGAAAAGUAGUUCAGAGCUGGCGGUUGAUACUGAAAGCUGUGACCAACAUUGGAACACAUUGGCGAGCCAAAUACUUUUAUUCACCCUCUGGCCUUCUGGUAAGGCAAUUUAUUAUUAUUAUUUUUUUUUAACCUGGCCUGCAGCUAAACUGCUCCUAGUUCAAAGAAAAGCCCUCUGUAACUGCCAUCAUCACCCUUGCCUGAAGAGUAGAACACUGUAGUAGGAUCUACUCUGAACAUCUCAAGCAACAGUUAAGCUCCUGGCAUUGGAGCCAGAGUCUCGGUAUGAGACAUAAAUGUCCUGCUCGCCCCAUCCUUUCUCCACUAUCUCUUUGGCUGGAUCUAGUACCAGAUGGAAGAAGUUGGUUCCCUAGCUGCUCUAAGCAUCCCACACUGAAGUCCUCUUUAGUGACUGACAGAGUGGUCAGUCCUAGACACUCUCUUCAGUCUCCAGCUCUCACCAGUGACUACAAGCCUGAUGUUGGCUGCAGCCUUCUGGUAGAACCGUAUGAGUUCCAGCCUGUUUGGCGCCAUUGUUACUUGGGUCUGUGGACACACGCUUCCAAGAAGCAGGUGUUGAUGACCUUUUUUUUUUUUUUUUGAGAUCUUUGGUCCCCUUUACCUGGGACCUUAUAUCUACUGCUUCUCCCUUCUGUACAUGGAAGUCAUCUCCCAGGAGCCUGUGUGCUGAAGCUAACCACAGGUUAUAGCUGCUAUUACAUUUAGCUAAGAGAGAUGAAAAGAAGGUUCUUACACAUGGACUUUCUACUUCCCUGACACCAAUCCAGUCAAAAGACAAACUUCCGUGGAGGAACUCUUUCUACUCCUGUCUGCCUGGAAUCUUCGCAGUUCCACCCUCCUGCUCCACAUGCCUUCUUUGAAGGCUUCUGCUCUUUUCAUUCAGACCUCAUUCCUUCUCUCCCAGGCUCACUCACUGUGGCAUCCAUCCUCUCGUGUAUUCUUCAGGCUCAGGGUCUAACUUCUCGAAGGCCAAAAGCCAGCUUCUCCAGGUCCCUUCAGACCCAGGAGGGAGACAGGAUGAUGGCAAGCUUCCCUAGCAGGCUGGGGAAGGGUACAAGGCUCUGUGCACUGAAACAUGGGAGAUUGUGAGCAGCAGCAGCAGCUUCAGGUGUCACUCUCCUGCGAGGCAGUAAGAGACAGACUUCUGGCGCAGUCUAGACCAACCUUAUCCAGUAUUUUUUCUGUUUUACCUUUUGUAUUCUUUUGUUAAGCCAACGAACUGAGAAUUUGCCCCUCUAAGGAUCCAUGUGGUGGACACUAGCUGCUCUUUGGCCAAAGGCCUUCAUAACUGAUCGUUUCCCAGUGUCCCCUAGUCCCACCCCAGAAGAAGACAGGCAUGGCAAUGGAAGAAUUUGAGGUCAACUCCAACCGAAUCUGAAUGAAAACCUAGUUUCCUUUUGAGAGAGCAUCUUUUUUGAAGCCUGAACUACGUGCAGGACCAAAGCUGGCUGGAAAAAGCAGCCAUAAAUUGGGGAACCUGAACACCAGAGGGCAAAGGCUUGUGUGAUGUGUCUUCAAGGGCUUGGGCUUACCUACCUACUUCUAGGCCAGCCUGACUUCUAAUGCUCACACUAGCACAUGCUGAUGACGCCCACUAGCCCUGCACUCCUGUGGCUCUGAUUUUAAUGUUUAGAAAGAAAGUGAUCUACCAUGUGCAGGGAGCUGUGAAGGAAGUCACAGUUCAGGUCCUGAGACUGCCUGGAAACUAUGUCAAAGGUUCACACCAUGAACCCUCAGAAGCUGGAGGUGGGUAUUGGCUUUUUUAGCCGGCUUUUUUGGGAAAUGUCUUUUUUGACCUAUUUAAAUAAAUGAAGUGGGUAUGAGGUCUCAGCUACCCAGCAGACAGAACAUCACCCAAGGACAGCUUGGGUUUCCAGGUAAGAACCCUAGAAAGGUGAAUUUAAUCCUCACAGGUUUUGCUUUCCAAAUUCAUUUGCUUUUAUUUUUCUAAGAACUGUAAACUCUAUUUUUUCAUGUUCUCAGGGCCCCUGGGUAGACAAACAAAGCUUGAUUUCAGAGCAGAAAUAGGCCAAGAAACCAUGGCAUUGAGUGUGCUGAGUCCAGACAAAUGAUAUUUAUAUACACAUCCAAAUUUGAAGAGAAAAUGUAUUUCUUUAGGUUUCAAACACUGUAAUAGAUACAAAGCAAAAAUAAAAACCUGUUGCAAAGUUCUAAAUUGA